AUGGAACAAAAAUGGAGACCCCCUCCCCUUGGGAUGUUCAAGGUCAAUGUGGAUGGAGCUACGUCAGGUGAUGGCAAUCCGUCUAGCAUCGGGGUGAUUAUUAGAGACAACAGAGAUGAAACCAUCACUGCUUUAUGUAUGUCACUUAAUGGUCAAUACCCAAGCCUGGAGAAUAAAGUCAUUGCUCUAGAGAAGGGAGUUCUUUUAGCAAAAGAAAUGGAGCUGCAACAGAUCAUGUUAGAAACUGAUGCACUCAUAGUGGUUCAAAGCUUGUUAGCAGGUGACAAAGAGGGAGACUUAGGACAUCUUCUUGAAGGGAUCAGUGACACCUUGAAUUCUUUUAGCAGUUGGCAGAUUAAGCACCUGAAAAGGAACUGCAACAGGGUUGCUCACGAGCUAGCACAACUAGCAAAAUGUACUAGUACGAAGCAAGUUUGUAAGGGAGUUUCACCUCCUACUGUGCAACACCUGAUCCAGCUAGAAAAAGCCUAA
Molecule: messenger RNA, 492 nt
Organism: Quercus lobata
Lineage: Eukaryota; Viridiplantae; Streptophyta; Magnoliopsida; Fagales; Fagaceae
Exons: 1
Coding region: 1-492 (163 amino acids)
Molecular function (GO): RNA-DNA hybrid ribonuclease activity; nucleic acid binding
Source: RefSeq, a predicted model, not a curated record